GCGGGAGGAUGCUGAGCCCCGAGCGGCUGUCGCUGCCGGGGCCCGAGUACCUGGCUCAAAGACAUGUCCUCACGUACAUGGAGGAUGCAGUGAGCCAGCUGCUGGAGAACAGAGAAGAUAUUAGUCAGUAUGGCAUUGCCAGGUUCUUCACUGAAUAUUUUAACAGCGUGCGUCAAGGAACACACGUCUUGUUCCGUGAGUUCAGCUUUGUUCAAGCUACCCCUCACAAUAGGGCAUCUUUUCUUCGGACCUUCUGGAGGUGUUUCCGAACAGUUGGGAAAAAUGGAGACUUGCUGACAGCACAGGAAUACCACUGCCUGCUGCAGCUGCUCUGCCCUGACUUCCCAAUGGAACUCACUCAGAAGGCAGCAAGGAUUGUGCUGAUGGAUGAUGCUAUGGAUUGCCUGAUGUCUUUUUCUGAUUUCCUCUUUGCUUUCCAGAUCCAGUUCUACUACUCAGAAUUCCUGGAAAGCGUGGCUGCCAUUUAUCAAGAUCUGCUGGCUGGUAAGAAUCCAAAUACUGUGAUUGUGCCAACGUCAUCCUCUGGGCAACAUCGGCAGCGCCAACCCCAAAAUGACUGCAGCCCACUGGAUGGGGUGGAGGCAUCUCUCUUCUAUCAGUGCCUAGAGUCCUUGUGUGACAGAUCAAAAUACAGCUGUCCACCUUCUGCUCUUGUGAAGGAAAUGUUGAGUAGUGCACAGAGGCUGACCUUCUAUGGAUUCCUUAUGGCACUUGCAAAGGAUCAGGGGAUCAACAGAGCCUUAGGGGCUUUGCCAGAUAAAGGAGACUUGUUUCUGGACCCCACCAUGGAUCAGGAACUUGAGAAAUUCAUUUGUCUUUUCUCUUUCAGGAUAGCUCAGGUUUCAGGGCUUUCCGUCUCCAGUCCUACCAGCUCCAGCGGGGACACAGCUAAUCUGCCUGUCCGUAACUCACCCAGGAUUAACUCUCCCUGGAAACCUCUACACCAUCGGCGAAAAAUGGAUGCUGAGAGUGAAGGCUCCAAUGAAGAGACAGACUCCUCUGAAAAUUGAAGGUUGUGAGGGUGGGCACCGUUCCCAUCUUGGGUUUCUCCAGAACCUACUGCAGAAACAGCACCUCCUCCCACAGCAUCUGCUCUGAUGGUGGGUUCUGUCCACAUCACCAGCAUGUGUGUGGCUGUGCCAGUCCCCGUUGCCAGGUCCACCCAUCUUUUCCCGGGAAGAACUCUGCCUUUUUCCUAGCUCCAAAUUCGUGCAGGAAUAGCUCCUCUGCAGAAGCUAUUUCCAGCUGCAGAGUUAUGCUACCCUCUGCUGGCAAGCCAGCGGAUGCUAGCUCUGCCUCCACUUGGAAAUAGCUGUGUAUUCACUCACUGGGGCUCUCCCUCCCGGUUCAGCAGGUGCUGCAGUAGUGGGAGUGCAAGUGCAGGCCGCUUGCCAGUGUUUUGUUGUGUAGCUGUGUUCAGACUUGGCCUAAGACAACAGAGUGGUUAAAUCGCCAGCAGCACCUCUGCACUCGCGCUCCAUUAUAAUUAUUCCCAGUAAAGCUGCACCUGUGUAUGAUCAAAGGUGGAGAAAUUCCUAAGUUCCUAGAAAAGAAAGAAGGCUUAGGUAUUGCCAUGCCACCUGUCUUUACUUCCUCCUCCAUGUGUCCAAGACUUGCCAAAGCAAAUAUAGCAAAUAAGCCAGGUUGCAGUAAAGUACUGUAUGGUGCUAUCUGGCUCCUCUGCUGUACUGAGUUCUGUUCUGAACAGCGUAUUAAGGUCAUUUGGAAAAGUGAGCUUCAGGGGGUUGGGGGAGUGGGAGAGAGAGGGAAGAAGUCUUUGAAUCCCUUGGCCGCAGGUGGUGUGGCUUGCAAACAUAUAGAGCAUCUGCUGGGUUUGGGUGGG
Molecule: messenger RNA, 1864 nt
Organism: Haliaeetus leucocephalus (bald eagle)
Lineage: Eukaryota; Metazoa; Chordata; Aves; Accipitriformes; Accipitridae
Gene: CSTPP1
Product: chromosome unknown open reading frame, human C11orf49
Exons: 9
Coding region: 9-1031 (340 amino acids)
Source: RefSeq, a predicted model, not a curated record